Oppiella nova is the source of this 957-nucleotide messenger RNA. NCBI's taxonomy places the organism in Eukaryota, Metazoa, Arthropoda, Arachnida, Sarcoptiformes, Oppiidae. The record is from the annotation of a GenBank genome assembly.
CAUGCUUUCAUUGCAUUUCAUGCGAAAUGUGUUUUGAUUUUCAUUCAAUUAAUAGUUAGUUUGCCAUCAAUUCAGUGAUCAUUUGUCUCAAUGUCAGCGCAAACUAAGUCCCGCUUUGAAGUGAUUGAGAUGACAAAUGGUGGCGAAUGUGCUAUCAUUGCCCUCACCGACGAAGACCACACUCUCGCCAAUGCCCUCAGGUAUGUGAUAGUGAAGAACAGUAACGUCCAGUUCUGUGGCUAUUCUCUGCCGCAUCCCAACGACAACGUAGUUCUGCUUCAGAUUCAGAUGAAGUCCGGACUCAAUGCCAUCAAUGCUUUGGAGAAAGGCUUCCGAGACCUCAUGGACUCGUGUCAGCACAUCAAACAUUCUAACGAACGUCUCUUUGCUGUUGAGCUGUCCUUCGCUGCUGUCGUAGUGGCCGUCGAGCAUGAGGUUGAGGUCGCCGUGAUUUGUCUUCGACAGGAUCUUCUUCUGGAACUCAAUCCACCCGUUGCUGAGCACAUAGAUCUUGAUGUCCAUGUCCUUCCACUUCUUCACCUGAAUGGCUACAUCCGAGUAGAUGGGAGUCUCGAGCGAACCCUUCUCGUAGCCCCAGAACCACAGAUUGAAUUUAAACAUUUGCAUCCCUUUCCCCUCUUUCUUGCCAUCAAUGGCUGCCGUGACGAAAGCCGCGACCGACUCCUUCUGUUGGUCUUCGGGCUCAGUCGCGGCCGCGAUCUUCGGGCCGCUCUCGUCCUUCUCGGCGUCUUUGCGAAGUCUCUCCACAUCUUUCUGACACUUCUUGUCCUUCCAUUUGUCCUCCAAAUAUGCCUUCACUUCUGUUUUGGCGAAAGGCAUCAGAAUCUUCUCAAUGAAUCCCAUUUUGACGGCUGUGCCCAUCAGAUCCAUAAUUAUCACAUUGGGUUUGGGAAGCUUUGUCUGGACCAUGGCUUACGAUCGCGAUAUCACUGGUAA